AUGGACAACAAAGAGUUGAUUCGAUACUUUUAACCACGUGACUGCCGAAGCUGAACGGACCACGUUAAACAGCAGGUGUUGGGUGUUGUUUAACCGUAAAUGAACGAUUAUCUUUUAAAAUAUAGCUUUGUUAAAGUAAUCCAGACUCUGCGACCUUGUGAUGAUGAGUGAGGUGUUUGUCCGGGUGGCGGUUCGAAUCCGCCCCCUUCGGCCAAGGGAGAAGCUCCACAAACAUCGGGAGUGUGUGCAGUUGGUGCCGGACAGCACUCAGGUGAUGUUCGGCUCAGACAGACUGUUUUCCUUCGACCACGCCUUGGGACCCACAGCCACUCAGGAUGAAGUGUACACGUCCUCGGUCCAGCCGCUGGUCCAGUACCUGCUGACUGGUUACAAUGCCACAGUAUUCUGUUACGGACAAACCGGUUCAGGCAAAACAUACACUUUGGAGGGAGGAGGCGGUGAAGCGGACGAAGAGGGAGGAAUUGUUGACCGUGUGGCUCAGGAUUUGUUCUUGUUUUUGGAAGAGAAGAAGAGAAACACUGACAACAUGGAGACUACAGUGUGGGUGUCUUACUUGGAGCUGUACAGGGAGGAGCUGCGAGACCUGCUGGAGCAGCCAACUGUUCAGAAAGUCUUUCACAUCAGAGACGAUGAAAAGGGAAACACUGUGGUGGUGGGAGCCAAAGAGGUGGUCGUCACCUCGGCAGAAGAACUCCUCAGAGUUGUACAAGCAGGAAGACUUCUUCGCCACAUCGCCUCUACAGGGAUGAAUGAGCGCUCCAGCCGCUCUCACACCAUCAUCUCCCUCAAGGUUGCCCAUUGUUCUAACAGUGAAAACUCUUCCUUGAAGUCUGUCCAGACAUCCAAACUCUGCCUGGUCGACCUGGCAGGAUCAGAGAGAGCUGGGAAAACCGGCAACACUGGGGUGAGGUUCAAAGAGUCUGUACGCAUCAACACCGGCCUGCUGGCUCUCAGCAAAGUCAUCAGUGCGCUAUCUGAACCUGCACGGACACACCACAGCACACACAUACCAUACCGAGAUGCAAAAAUCACCCGGCUCCUCCGCGACUCUCUGGGAGGCACCGCUCAUACACUAAUGGUGGUCUGCGUCAGCCCCUCCCACCAGAGUGCAGACGAGACUUUGGGAGCUCUGCAGUUUGCAUCCAAAGCCCGUUACAUUCGUAACUGCCCCAGAGCAACGUGCACAGUGGUGAAAUCAAGUAGCAUUGCCCGAAUGGCGGAACUUGACUUGGAAGUGCAGACACUGAGAGAGCUGCUGAAGGAGAAAGAGCUGGAGGUGCAUAGGGAGAGGACGGGUGGAGAGAUAGUAGAGAGCCUCAGACAGUACCAACUCCUAACAGAGGAGGCCGCAGCUCUGCUCGAAGACAUCUCUGGUCCACCGCUCAGUCCUUCUCUAAAGCAGCAGCUGCAGGACUGGCAGGAGAGACUGACAGUGGUCAGUAAUUCACAUCCUAUAGCUAACAUGAAGAAUUCAGAGGGAGGUGGAGACCAGUCGGACCAUGACACAGUGGUAAAGCUGAGGGAGGAGCUCAGCAGAUACCAGGAAGCCCUGAACUACAAGGAGCAACUGCUGGAGCAGAAAGAUGUAGCACUCAGGCAGACAAAAACGGAUUUGGAGAAACUUCUUCUGGACAGUAAAGUAAGCUUCCAAGUCUUAGAACAGGAAAAGGAACGUAAUCGUUUACAGAUCGAACAACUGGUGGAACUGCAGGUUGUAAAUGAUCAUCUGCGUAAUGAGAUCACCGCCUUAAAGAGCGCCAUCUCUGGAGGUCCUAGAGAGAGAGAUGCUCCUAAGAAACCUGACAAGAGGCCACACAGUGUCCCUGUGAGCAGGAACAGUAGUGGAGACCCACUUCACAGGAAGAUUCAGUCCAGUCCUGCGGAGUUUACUUUGGAGAGAGCAAUGACCGCCUUCAAAGUGCGGAAAAACCUACGUCUGGCAGAAUUUGACGAUAACGAUGGCAUGUUCCUGCCAAUCAGACAACGAGAGGCGGAGAGAAAAGGCAGGAGUCCAGACUGUGAGAAGGAGAGAGAGGGGAAUGAUGAGGAUGAGGAGACUGUCAGCAACAUGUCACUACAAGAUUCGUGGAUUAUCAGGCAGAAUCCAUGUUUGCUACCUCAAGGAAACAAAGAGCCCAAGAGAAACCAACCCAGAAUUCCACUUGCUGCUGCUCAGAAAAUAAUCAAAGAUCUGUCAGUUAACAUACGCAUGAAGGAGGAGCUCAUUUUAGCUCUGGAUAAAACUGACAACUUGAUCCAGGCAGUGGACGCUGGAGAUGAAUGUCAGCCUGGCAUUUUAGGAGCACUUUCCUCACAGAACCAUCAGAUCAGGACAGAGGUUUAUCAGGGUCUUCAGCACAUGAAGCUGGAGAGAGACCAGCUUCAGACAAAUGUCAGGCAGCAAACUCAGACGACUGACAGCGAAGCUAUCACUCAAAGUCAAGUAUAUGAGAGCAGUUGGCUGGAGCAGCAGGAGGAAAAAGAGCUGCAAAACAGAGCUGAUCUGCAGGAGCUGCAGGAAGAGAUGAGGAGCAGAGAGGAGGUGGUCCUGCGCAGAGAGUCGUAUCUGCAGGAGAAAAACAAGCUGGAGGUCAAGAAGUUACGCUCCAGUAAGGUUCUGGGUCAAAACUUGCUGCGUGUUUCAAUGCAGCUGAAGUCCGUGGAGGAGCAGCUGCAGGGCAGGAGCGAGAGAGGAGUCACCAAAGAGGAGCUGAAGAGAGAGAGAGACCAGCUGAAGAAGCAGAAAGAAAACAUCGACGCACAGCUGAAGGAAAACAAAGUCCUUACUGCAGAGGAGGAGUAUUCGCUGCUACAGCUGGAGGAAGCUAUUGAAGCUCUGGACGGAGCCCUGGAGUUCAAGAGUCGCUUCAUUGAGGACAAAAAGAAGCUGCUGCUCAGUGAACCUCUGCCUGUGUGUGGUGUCAUCAGGAAGCUGAAGGAGCUUUCUUCACCUGAAGCCACAGAGCUGCUGGUCAAAUAUUUCAACAAGGUUGUGGGUCUCCGUGAGAAAGAGCGUUGUUUGCAUGUGCACUGUGAAGAGCUUAAACUUCACGUUGGAGAGCUACAGACAGCGCUGGGCGACAUGGAGAUUAGCAUGAAGCAUGUGGCCCUGGGGGCAGACCGUAAGUUUACAAAACAGUGCAAGGACUACCAGAAAAACAUCGAGCUUCUCACAAUAAAACUUCAAGAUGACCAUACAGGGCAGCAAAUGCGGAGUGUCCACGAGAGACUGCAGCAUCUGGAGAAAGAAUUAUUUUAUUACAAAAGCUACAGCCGGCAGCUCAAACAGAAGCUCAAAGAACCUGCCUGCAAUCAGUCUUUACAUGAACAGGUGCAGACAAAACACACUGCACAUGUAGAGGCGAGAACAACCAAAUCCCUGAUAAGGACUGAAAGAGUCCAAUCACAGAAACCUGCUGCAGCAACACUCACAAAGUUACAAAGUGGCCAAAGAUACUGUAAGGCACAGAAUGAACGUCACACUUUGGGAUCUCUGUCCUCUGACCUUCAAGAACAAAACACCAAAAUGUUAGAAUACAGCCAGAUACAAACACAAAGAGAGACACAGGACAGAAAUGCAGUAGUGGCUGGUGACUGUGGGCAGAGUUUAGAGUUGACACCUGUCCGCCUGUGCCGCAGGAAAUUGAGGCAGAUUUCUGUAUCGGACCUUCAGGUCUCUGAUCCUAUCACAGGGAGACCACAGUCUGAUGUUGAUAAAACGGGGUCCAUCUUACAGGAUUCUUUAGAGCUGCCCUGAAAAGUUCUUUUUACUGUUAAAUGUUGUGUAGUUUAAAUGUUAUACAUUUCUACUUAAAGUGAGGAAAGUUUUUUUUUUCUUUUUACUAAAUAGUGAACAUAUAACUAAGAACAUGAAGAAAGUACCAUAAUUUCUGUAUUACAGUCUGUUUGUUUCUUUUAUACCCUUGUUUUUAUGCACUUUUUCCUCGCAUCAUGUUAAUUUAUGUUAAAUAUUUUGAAGGUUUAAUUGCAUAUAGGCAUUGUGGUUCUGUUGGAAACUUGAAGAACUGCCUGUAUAGAUUAGUAACAAAGCAAGAUAGGUUACCUUACAGCUGGGUCAGUACACCUAUGCAAACUACUGUAUAUACAGUACGGUAUGUAAACUGGAAUAUUCAUAGAUUUUGCACAAAAUUAUGUCCAUGAGAAAGUGUUUAGGUGGGACACACUUUCAAAAGUAGCUGUUAAUUUUCGAUCUGGAUGGUGGUUGCUGGAUUAUAGAUUAAAUAAAAGUUGUGUCAUUAAAACAGUAAA
This is a messenger RNA of Cynoglossus semilaevis (tongue sole), 4290 nucleotides long. RefSeq names its product kinesin-like protein KIF27. Gene Ontology annotation, biological process: spindle elongation; microtubule-based movement; mitotic spindle organization. NCBI's taxonomy places the organism in Eukaryota, Metazoa, Chordata, Actinopteri, Pleuronectiformes, Cynoglossidae. The coding region runs from base 161 to 3778 and encodes 1205 amino acids. The transcript has 14 exons. The record is from RefSeq and is a predicted model, not a curated record. Gene Ontology annotation, molecular function: ATP binding; microtubule motor activity; microtubule binding. Gene Ontology annotation, cellular component: microtubule associated complex.